UGACAGGAAAAAAGUUCUAAGUUCAGCAAAAUGAGAAGUAGUCAGAAGCUUCUCCAUACUAUGGGUCGGAAGGGUUAUUCACGUAUGGCUCACGAUUUGAAAAGAAAGAAUCCAAAUAUAACAGGAUUGAGAACGACAGUAUGGACUCAUGGACAUCUUCGAAAGGAUGGGAAUCCAAUAAAUGAGGCGGUUGCUGAAACUUUGAUGAAGAUAAAAGAUUAUGCCGAGUCAAUUUCUGAUACACCAGCCGAAAAUUCGAUUCGAGAUGAUGAUGUUGCUCGAAUUUUAGGUCCCGAGCGUCGUGGACGAGUAAGGGGACUUGGACUUGGGGUUACACCAUCAAAAAUAGAUGGAAAUACACAAAGCAAUGAGAAAGUGAGAGACCUUGAGAACAAAUUACAAACUCAAUCAGUAAGGAUGGAAGCACUCGAAGAAAAGGUUGAAGCACUUCUGAAGUUAUCCCAGAAUCAAAAUAAGAAUGUAGAGGAUAUGAGUUCACGUGCUUUUACUCCACAGGUUUUUGUAUUGUAUAUUAUUUUUUCAAUAUAAAUUCAGAUUAUAU
This is a messenger RNA of Olea europaea var. sylvestris, 562 nucleotides long. RefSeq lists its product as uncharacterized. The record is from RefSeq and is a predicted model, not a curated record. Lineage: Eukaryota; Viridiplantae; Streptophyta; Magnoliopsida; Lamiales; Oleaceae. Bases 31 to 549 code for a protein of 172 amino acids. The transcript has 4 exons.